Molecule: messenger RNA, 1723 nt
Organism: Lycium ferocissimum
Lineage: Eukaryota; Viridiplantae; Streptophyta; Magnoliopsida; Solanales; Solanaceae
Exons: 3
Coding region: 845-1447 (200 amino acids)
Source: RefSeq, a predicted model, not a curated record
UAGCAACAUGCUUUAUAAGUAGAUAGCUGAACUUCCCUGUUUCGCACCUGCUGUUCCAACUGCACUUGCUGGAACAAAGGUAGAUCUUCAAGAAGACGACAUCUAGCUGAUCCUAUGGGCUCAUAUAUCAUUACGCCUGCCCAAGUGUGUGUUGCUAUAUCAUUAUGAGUUUCACAUUUUUCUUGAUACUAGUUUUCGGAUGCUAAUUAAUCCGUACAAUUUUUUUAAAACGAUAUACUACUUAAUAUCAAAGUAAGUGUAUAUAGUGAGUGAUACGGAAUUUGAAAGAGAAAAGUGCAAGCUCAAACUAAUAAUGAGCCUAUAUGAUUAAAAUUACUAGUACUUCAAUUAUGGAAGCACAAAAAAUGUUGCUAAUGGCGACUGAAUGGUACCUUCAACGCCAAUAGACUUUUCAAAAAAAGGGCAUUCUAGUGUGUUGGGUUCUACUACGAAAUAUCAGCACAAUGAUCAUGUCCAACAUAAGUGGAGUCUAUUAUACGUGACAAGAUAGAUAAGAGGAAUAGAGAGAAAAGAGAAGUGGUAGUAAGAACUGGCUGCUGCAGAUAACUGGAACAAAUUUAUGUGAUAUUUUUUUCCAUGUAAAAAGGGAAAUAUGUAUGUAUUUCAAUGAGUAAUGAAUGCAUGCAGAGAACAUAAGAGAGCAAGGAGUGGGUUAGAUACUUAGAAUCUCAACAAGAUUCCUAUAUCAGUCCCCAUAUAAAUAAACGUAACAUUUCAAUUACCAUUACAAUACGCCAUAGAGCUUCCAAAAUUGUUUGUUCUAAUUAACCUUUACCUGAUCAAAAAAUAAAAAAUAAAAAAAAAUAAAAAAUUGUUCGGUCUAAUGGUGCAGCAGGAAGAUGAGGAUCAUCCAUCUGAAGCUGUCCGCUGCGCGAUUUGCGACGCCACGCGUCCUUUCAUCCUCCACCUUAUCCCCUACAGAGGUCUCCAACGCCAUAUUUGCACCGCCUGCGUACUGGAUUCCCACCCAGGUUCCUUCUGUCCCAUCUGUUUCGAUGUCUUCCUUAACAACCCUCCUCCACCCCUUCUCUGUCUCCUUUGCUUAAAAUGCCCUUCUAUUUCUCACAUCUCUUGCGUCCCUCAUCCUCAUCCUUCCUCCUACUUGUGCCCUCUUUGUUCUAACCCUAAUUUCACUUUCUUCCAUGUUACUCCCAAUGCCAAUAACAACACUAUUGAAAUCAACCUUCAUUUGGCUAAACAGUUGGUUGCUGCUGCUACAAUUGCUUUUGAAUCUAUCAACAAUGCUGCUGUUAUGGCUAGGAUUAACGCCGAUAUUAGGGUACAGGAAGCUCUGUUAUCUAAGGCUGAAGCGAAGCAAGUUUUGGAUAGGCUAAACAAUCUGGUCACAUCAGGUAACGGUACAGGAGAAAACGGGAGACAUGAAGCAAAAGGAUGCUCAUCUCAACCUUCAGAUGCAGAUGAUUGAUACCCAUUAUGAUUAGCUUAAGCAGUUGCAAUUUUGAAACAUUGCUAUAUAAUUGGCAUUAUAGCAACAUGCUUUAUAAGGUUUUUCUUUGUCUUUUUCUGCGGACCUCUUGCAACUUCACUCUUUUUUUGAAUGCUCCGGCUAUUUCUGGAGCUGUUUUUUGGCAAAUAGAGGAACUGGAAUUAUUCAUUCAACUAUAUCUAGCUUACUUUUAAAGCCUCUCUUGCAUUUUACAAUUUUACUGGUGAGUUCUAUUAUAAUCUUUGAUUUAGGCUA